Pararge aegeria (speckled wood butterfly) is the source of this 1956-nucleotide messenger RNA. RefSeq names its product U2 small nuclear ribonucleoprotein A' (gene U2A). Lineage: Eukaryota; Metazoa; Arthropoda; Insecta; Lepidoptera; Nymphalidae. Bases 109 to 885 code for a protein of 258 amino acids. The record is from RefSeq and is a predicted model, not a curated record. The transcript is spliced from 6 exons. Gene Ontology annotation, cellular component: U2 snRNP. Gene Ontology annotation, biological process: mRNA splicing, via spliceosome. Gene Ontology annotation, molecular function: protein binding; U2 snRNA binding.
UUUGGUGUUUUGAGUAUGGGUUUUGAGUCUUCCAACAGUUCUAAUAAACCCUUUUCGCUAAUUUGGUGAGAUAAUUCGGAACAACAUUGUAAGUUUAAUGCAAUCAAAAUGGUUAAACUUACUAAUGAGUUAAUACAAAACUCGAUGCAGUAUAUCAACCCAUGCAGAGACCGGGAAUUGGAUCUUAGAGGGUACAAAAUACCUCAAAUAGAAAAUUUAGGUGCUACUUUAGAUCAAUUUGACACAAUAGACUUCUCUGACAAUGAUAUCAGAAAGUUGGACGGAUUUCCUUUAUUGAAAAGGUUGAAGUGCUUGUUCUUUAACAACAAUAGAAUUGUGCGCCUUACUGAGGAUUUGGAACAGUACAUACCCAAUUUGGAGGUCUUAAUAUUAACUAACAAUAAUAUAACGGAACUUGGUGAUUUGGAUCCACUAGUGUCUCUACCAAAGCUAAAAACUCUUUCAUUGUUGCAUAACCCUGUGGCCAAUAAACAACACUAUAGAGCAUAUGUUGCAUAUAAACUGCCAGAGCUAAGAUUGUUAGAUUUUAGAAAGAUAAAGCAGAAAGAAAGAGAUGAAGCUAACACUUUAUUCAAAAGCAAGAAGGGCAAGGAAAUGCAGAAGGAAAUUUCAAGGAAAGCAAAGACAUUUGUGCCUGGAGGAAGUAUGCCUGAUCCAAAAGUUACAAAUCUUACUCCUCAAGAGAUCCACAAAAUUAGGGAGGCCAUUAAAAAUGCCUCUUCACUACAAGAGGUGGAACGUCUGACGAGGAUGUUGCAGUCAGGUCAAAUCCCUGGACAAAAACCAUUACAACCUCAAUCUCAGACAAAUGGACAACAAGCUGAAUAUGAGGAGAUGGAGACUGAAGAAACGAAUGGUCAAUAGCCGCAAGUCAGGUUUGCAGGUUUUUAGCUGUAAGAACAGAACUACACUCAGAAAAAGCCAGCAAAUGUGAAUAUUUUUGUCGCGAUUCUACGAAAUUUUAUAUUAUUACAUAGCAACACAUACAAGUGUUUUUAUGUUUAUAGUAUGUGAGAUGCAAACUUUAUAAUAAAUACAUACUAAGCAAUACGUCAGCACCUAAAAACCUAUUAGAUAUUUUAUUGUAACUAUCUAAGUGAAAUCAUGAAGAUCAUGUAAACAUGGGCAAGUCCAUAACCUACGCAUAAUUGAAACUCGCGCAGAAAUAUAUCGCUGUUUGGCUUUCGAAAACAACAAAAUAGUGUUCUAGUUUUAAGCUGAUAAGAAUGGAACUACAUGAAUAUUUUGCUAGAAAGACAGAUACUACAUAACUACAGAAGCCGAAAGAAACAUCAGAUAUUUAUGUUGAAAAGCAUGAUAAUAAUAAUUUAUUAUUGUGUUACUUUACUACACUAUGUCCGGCGAGGUUAUCCUGUAGGUAUCUUUUUGAUAUUUAGCUAAUAGUAGCAGCGCUAUCUGUUAUUUCAUACAAAACUGUCAUAUUGACAGGAAAUCACCACCUUUUUAUAUAUUUUUUGUAGUUCGUCAGAGAAAAAUCUAGGUUCCAUGGGGGAACUUUAGCAAAAUAGAAAAUAAAAGAAAUUAAUACACAGGAUGUGGGACUUAAGUACAUUGUACCUUAGGUCCAUUUUACUGCGAUGUUAUAUUGGUUCUACACUCAAGUACUACUCGCAAACCACAUGCUAAUACACUAAAUUUUUUCUAAGUUGACGUUACGAAAAUAAGCGUGAUCUAUUGAAUAAUAACAAAUAAAAUAAAAAGAUAUUUUUAUGUAUGUUCUUUUUCAUUACAUAAUUAUAAAAGGCAAUAGGAAACUGGAGUACCUACCUAAUGGGUAGGUAGGUACAAGACCGACGUAGCGCAAGAAUAAGAACAGCUUAAAUGUCUUAAACUCUUACAGGAUAAAACCGCUGAUUAGGUAAUGGGUCGAGAAGAGCAUUUCUUUUCUUUAAAAUAAAAAUAACUUUUAUCAAA